Molecule: messenger RNA, 4098 nt
Organism: Anguilla anguilla (European eel)
Lineage: Eukaryota; Metazoa; Chordata; Actinopteri; Anguilliformes; Anguillidae
Gene: il12ba
Product: interleukin 12Ba
Exons: 9
Coding region: 2541-3596 (351 amino acids)
Molecular function (GO): protein binding
Source: RefSeq, a predicted model, not a curated record
GGUAUUUAAUUUUUUGUUGUUUGUUUUAAAAUGUUCUGAGGCAUGUAUGUGUCUUUCAUCUCUGGCUUGUUUCUCAAGCUGAAACUACAAGCAAACAUGCCAACUGGAAUACAGAAAAAAGGGAGAAAAGAAUGCAUUAUGGGAAAUCACCAGAAAAUAUAUACAAUAUAUUAGUCAUAAAACCAUCAGGAAGUAUUUCAUAUAUAUCAGUGAUGGCUCAUGAGCUUGACAUAGCAGAGGCAGAAACUUUUAACUCAAAAUGUUUCUCAAUCUGUUACCAUUUGAUUUGCUUGGUUAACAAAUCAGGCAAUUUGGUCUCUGAUUUCUAAUGUGUGCCAGUCAGUUCUAAUAAUCAUAUAUUCUCUCUUUAUAAUGAAAUUGUGCAUUUUCCCCUUGUUAGAAUGGUUAGAUUAAUUAAUCUGCUCAAAUUCUGUAGUUUACAAUCCCAUUUACAUUUUUAAGGAGUAGUUUCAUUUCACUCAAUCCUCAAUGCUUUUUCUAUAUGCAUUUUUCAGUAUAAUUGACCUCAGCAACCCAUACAAAGUGCAGAUAUAAAACAAUAUCCAUCCACAUGUUGUAGUUCAUGCAUAGAAACAAAAAUCAUGAAUAGUGGUUUCUUGUAAGACGUUACGAGUUAAUAGUGAUGUGUACAGACAAACGCUCAUAGAAUGCUUAGAGCGCAAAAAAGUGUCAUGUGAUCUGCGCGUGUUUCUGCUGACGGCUGCGAGCCCGUCUCCUCCUUCGGCCAAUAGAAAGAGCGCUGUUCGUUUCCUCUUUGGCCCCGUGCACCGAAGAGGCGAGACUGAUGAUUAAUGACUUAACGGCUUUCUCCCCGCUUCUGAAACUAUGUCGAAGGUGGUGAUGAUCUUCGGGAAUUUCACGCUGCCCUUUGUUUCAGCCGGCGGGGUUGUUUUUAUUUACGGCAUUUUCCCGGCUUCAGAAUAAAAGGGGCGGAGUCCUUUUAACUGCUGCGGAAGAAACGGGGUGGAGUCACUGUUGUUGUGCUGUUUCACGUUAGCAUUACAGUACUGUAGGUUUUACACUGUGCAGUAACGUAAUAUUUGCAAUGAUCAACGAUACGUUUUUUUUAAAUCAAAAUGUACAAACAAAGUACGCUGGGUUUUAACGCAGUUCAGUUUAAAUUUAGUCCAACAGGGAUCACACGUCAACUGUAAGUGUAAGACGGACUCUGUGAGAGUUGAUUUAAUACGGGUUACACGGUAUCGUGUUUUAUCAAUACGGUUCCCACGGUCCUCGGAAAUUCCACCGUCCUCUCCCGCUUUUCCCCCUCUCUCUCGCGGCUCUUUACCUGCCCUGCUCACAAACCACUUCCCACAACUUCCUGUUCUGCAGCCGCCUUGAGGAAGUCCGUUCAGGACUAUUUGGUCGCGCGCUCCAGUGCCAUCUCUGGAAAUAACGCACUUUAGCACUUAGAAUUCCACUUGGGCGUGUGUCCUCCCGUGACAGCACUGAUUGAUGACUUCACUUAACCGUUCAUUAGAAUGGACAGCCAGAAACCACGCCUCCAAAAAUCAUCCUAUGUGUCCAAAUUGCAGUCCCAUUUUAUUGCGUGUCAGGUUAUCUUUUCAUCCAAUUUUAACAAUUAGAAUAGAACUUUAUUUUACCCGGAGCAACUUUGGUUGUGGUAUCAGUUAUGUAAUGUACAAUAGAAACAGUAGAAAGGCAGAUCAAAUUUUGUGACACACACAACACAACUGAUAAAAACGUGACAGCAGACAGCAUAUUAAACAUGACAGCGUAAGAAUCCCCAGCAGACACAGAAACAAAAUAAAUGCAUUUUCUGAAUAAAUUUCACCUGCUUUAUGAUUAAGAUCAGUGGUGGUUGAUGAUGAUGAUGAUUAUGAUGAUGAGGCGGUAACAGUUUAAAUAUCUGACAUCAUCAUAAGGAUUCAUCUGUGUCAUGUGUUACUUUGACAGAUGUUUCAGUAAAAUAUGACUGAAUAAAGAACAUUUUAUUUAAAAUAACAGCAUGCCAUUUAUUUGAUUACUUCCCUCUUAAGCGUCACUGCUUAAGGACAGCUAAUCCAGUGAUUUACUGGGGUGAAUCAGAGCCGCUUAACUGCGUCAAUUAUACGUGUGUGGAAAUGUAAACAAUGGCUUUAUGCUUUAAUUUCCGCAACAUUUAAUCAUCUGGUCUAAUAAUAUGCCCUCACUCUUUUGGAUGGUAUGCUCAUUUAGAUUUUUAUAUAUUUGAUUUUGAUUGAUGAAAAAAAAAAAAAAACAAUUUUUAAACUUUUAACUUUUAUUACAAAGAGAGUGAGAACCAGAGACAUUUCUGAAAUUUGAAGAGUAAAGAUCAAGUAAAGAUCAUUUCCAGUGGUAUUAAUUCCCGUUGUAGUCCAUUGUUUCAUGAAGCACACUGAGUGCUGUCAGUGUCACAGCAGUUCCUCAACCUGCUGGACUUUUUGCUGCUUGGGAUUUUUUUCCCUGGCACUUCUCUUCGCAUAUAAGAGGCCAAACUUUCAGUCAAGAACCAAAACCUGAGAGGGAACUCAGUAAACACCAGAAUAAAAAGCUCCAUGAAGAUGAAUUUGUGUUUAUUCUGCCUCGUCUUCCUCCUCCUCGUCUUCCUCAUUCUUCAGUCUGUGACGGGGGCGGGGAGCUACAACUACACGCUUAAACCCAACGUCCUGGUGGUGGUCCCAGCGAUGGGCAGCUCUACUGUCCAGGUGACCCUGCAGUGCGGGGAAUCGUACGCGCACGGCGACGUCGUCUGGAGGAUCAAAGGCAGGGAGGUUGCCCAUGGCAACCAGGUGAACAUCAUCGUGGAGGAGAUGCUGGGCGGGAACUACACCUGCCACGCCCGCUCCGGGGCUCUGCUGAACCACACCCUGGUGCUGGUUCAGGCCGUCCACAAGAGGAUCCUGGACAGGUCACCUGACUCAGAGUACAUUCACUGUCUAUCGAAAAACUACAGCGGAGUGUUUCAGUGCUCCUGGACGUGGAGCCGGACCAGGAAGGGAGACCUGCUGCUGGUGACUGCGGCUCGCUCCACAGCAGAGAUCACCUGCUCUCUGGAUCCAAGCGGACAUUCCAUCACCUGCCGCGACCCCGCCCACUGCCCGUACAGCGAAGAGAUCGAACGCAUCAAACUGGCGGUGUACGUUAAGAACGAGUUCCGCAUGGAGAAGUACACCCAGGCUUUCUACAUAGCAGAGAUAGUGAAACCGGACAGGAUCACAGUCACUAAAGUGGACAGGAACACCUUUGAGUGGGGGUACCCUGACACCUGGAGCACCCCGGACUCCUACUUCCCGCUCACCUUUCAGGUGAAGGUGAUCCCGCGGAAGCAGAGGUGUGACUGCGAGUGCCUGGCGCGGAGGAGCGGGAAGAUAGAGCUGCACACCACGCAGAGCCGGCAGUGGCCAGUGAGAGAAGGCUUCCUGUUCUGUGUGCGAGCGCAGGACGCCCUGUGCAACUCCUUCUGGAGCGACUGGAGCCGCGUUGGCAAAAACCUUCCUGCGCAUUUCAACAGUACAUCAGACGCUGGGACUUCAGCAGCACAAAAUAAGAGAAACAGAAAGAAAAACCGAAAACAAAAAGGAAAUCAUAAGAAAAGAAGAAACAGAAUAUAGAAGAAUGAAUAGCCAGAGCUGCCUGCACUUAUAACAGAGAUGAUGUGGCCGACUGCCACGCCCAGAGAUUUCUAAAUUGACAGACGGAAUUAUUGUUUUUAUGAAAUAUGUUUCAUUCAUGUCUUUACGUUGCCUUGGUGACAUCAGACAGAAUUCAAAGUGUGUCACAGAUUAGAAUCUGCCGCUCAAAAUGGUCACUAAAAGGCCCUCAAACUUGCACUGAGAAAUAAGCUAAAAUAAGAUACGUUUUUGAUUUAAGUAUCUGUACCUCUGUACAGGGGUUUUGUUCCCCUGUUUCAAUAUUUUAAUGUAAUAACCAUUAAGUUAUUAACUUGUCUAUUUAUUGCUUUUGAAUGACGCUGUGAAUAUUUAAAAUAUUAUGAAAAUGUUUAGACUGAAUAUGCAGAACAUUGAAACUUGAAAUUGAAACUUUGAAAAGCUUUGGGUUUUAACUUCCUGUUGAUGUGCUGCUGUUUUAAAUAUAAUAAAUUCUUUAAUAACA